This is a messenger RNA of Sorex fumeus (smoky shrew), 435 nucleotides long. RefSeq names its product proteasome assembly chaperone 4 (gene PSMG4). Bases 40 to 408 code for a protein of 122 amino acids. Gene Ontology annotation, biological process: proteasome assembly. The record is from RefSeq and is a predicted model, not a curated record. The transcript has 3 exons. Lineage: Eukaryota; Metazoa; Chordata; Mammalia; Eulipotyphla; Soricidae.
CGCGCCUGCCUGGUCCGGCUCCCGGUCGCUCCGGCCCGGAUGGAGGAGCCGCGGGCCGCGGCCGGGGACGUGUCCCUGCACAACUUCAGCGCCAGGCUGUGGGAGCAGCUCGUGCACUUCCACGUCAUGCGGCUGACGGACUCGCUCUUCCUCUGGGUGGGCGCCACGCCGCACCUGCGCAACCUGGCCGUGGCCAUGUGCAGCCGCUUCGACUCCGUCCCAGUGGCCACCUCCCUCUUCGGAGACGCGUCCGACCCAGCCUCUGCUGGCCUGGCACAGCGCCUAGCCCGGAAGACCCGCAAGCAGGUGUUCGUCAGCUACAACCUCCCCACGGCCGACAGCGGCUUCACACUGCUUGUGGAGAACAGGAUCAAGGAGGAGAUGGAGGCGUUUCCUGAGAAGUUCUAGCCGCGUGGCUGGGAGACUGUCAGUGCC